AUGGCAACUCUUAUCCGCAUCCUCUUCUCCUGCUGCCUGGGAGGCCGUCGCAAGGAGGACGAUAAUGGCGAGCGAGAGCGGCUGCUAGGCCCCACGGGCGUUAAUGGGCUGAACACUGUCCAGUACACGACCCUAGAGCCCACUCCGCGCGAUACCGAAGACGAGCUGAACCAAAAAGUCGCAGACUUGGUCUCGAACGGGACAAACCGAAUGAUUGGAAUUGGGCCCGGACGUUUCCAGCCGCCUUACUCGUCCGUCUCGGCUCAGCUCAGCAGCUCACAAGCUCAUCUUCACGCGGACACAGCGCACAUUGACUCGCAGCAGUCGAGCCAUUCGAGCCCACACUCAAGCUUGCAGCCCAGUUCCGCCUAUCCACACGCAAACUUGGAGGCACAGACGUCCGAAGAUGGUGCCUUCAACGCCAGUCAAUCCGUGACGUCGCUUGCCCAAAACAACCCCUCUGGUCCGAGUGCUCUCGCUCCCUUGGGCUUUGGCACUGGCGGCGCAGGCGCAGGCGCUCCUACUGCUAUUGGCCGACGCUUCCAAAUCCAUCGAGGACGCCCACCUACGAGGAGGGGUGCGGCCGAAAGUAACGACGUUGGGACAAGGACCCAGGCUAAUGGCGUGCUGUCACCUGCUGAGGCAGCUGACGAGCAUAUUCGCACGUCCGAAGCAUCGCCGUUGCGUACAGCGGAUGUCGAUCCACCACCAACCCCCUCGUCGCCCCCCCUGCGAAUAAAGAGUGCACAAGGUGAAUCGGCAAGCCGAGAACGAGUGAGUAAACCUUCCAUUUUCUUUACCCACUUCCUCCCCCUUUUUUGUCCAGAGUGGUCCUCAUGUGCUUUUUCGCAUACGACGCUCCUGUCAAAACUCUGCCCAUGCUUCCGGCUUCAAUACAUGCCGCUCGACCAGACACCUGACGAUAAUGAGAAGAGGCAGGUUCACUUCAAGCUACCACCACAAAAUGAUCUCCUUGUCGAAUUCGAUCCGUGA
Serendipita indica DSM 11827 is the source of this 993-nucleotide messenger RNA. Lineage: Eukaryota; Fungi; Basidiomycota; Agaricomycetes; Sebacinales; Serendipitaceae. The record is from the annotation of a GenBank genome assembly.